Messenger RNA from Schizosaccharomyces japonicus yFS275, 1123 nucleotides. Its product is annotated as 40S ribosomal protein S0. The transcript has a single exon. Gene Ontology annotation, biological process: translation; ribosomal small subunit assembly; ribosomal small subunit biogenesis. Gene Ontology annotation, cellular component: cytoplasm; small ribosomal subunit; cytosolic small ribosomal subunit. The record is from RefSeq and is a predicted model, not a curated record. Gene Ontology annotation, molecular function: structural constituent of ribosome. Lineage: Eukaryota; Fungi; Ascomycota; Schizosaccharomycetes; Schizosaccharomycetales; Schizosaccharomycetaceae. Bases 88 to 939 code for a protein of 283 amino acids.
AGCUGCACAAAAGCAGUCACAGGUUUUGUAACAUCAACAACACUACAUUUCUACUGACUUCACCAAACCCAAAGGCGAAACUUAAAAAUGGCAGAGUCUGUUGCUCACCCAUCGGUUUUGAACGCUACCGAAGAGGACAUCAAGCAGCUUCUUGCUGCUUCCUGCCAUAUCGGCUCUAAGAACUUGGAUGUUCGUAUGGAGAACUACGUCUGGAAGCGUCGUGCUGAUGGUGUUAACAUCAUCAACAUUGGCAAGACCUGGGAGAAAAUUGUCUUGGCUGCACGUGUGAUUGCCACCAUCGAGAACCCCGCUGACGUUUGUGUCAUUUCUGCUCGUCCUUACGGUCACCGUGCUGUGUUGAAGUUUGCCGCCCACACUGGUGCUACUGCUAUUGCUGGCCGUUUCACUCCCGGUAACUUCACCAACUACAUCACUCGUACCUACCGUGAGCCCCGUUUGAUCGUCGUCACUGACCCUCGUGCCGACCACCAGGCCAUCAAGGAAGCUUCCUACGUGAACAUCCCCGUCAUUGCCCUUUGUGACACUGACUCUCCCUUGGCCCACGUUGAUAUUGCCAUUCCCACCAACAACAAGGGUUACAAGUCCAUUGGUCUUGUCUGGUGGCUUUUGGCCCGUGAGGUCUUGCGUCUCCGUGGUGCUCUUUCUCGCACCGCCCCUUGGGACAUCAUGGUCGACAUGUACUUCUACCGUGACCCCGAGGCCGAGCGUGAGGAGGAGGCUAAGGCUGUUGAGGCCGAGGCUGAGGCUCCCGCCGUUGAGGCUGCCGAGUUUGAACCCACUGCCGAGGGCGCUGUUGACCCCAGCAUUCUUGCUGCUGCUACUGCUGGCCAAGUCGGUCAAUCUGCUUGGGAUGAGGAGGGUGACUGGAACACCACCGGUGCUGCUCAAACCUCUGACUGGGCCAACACUGUUGCUUAAAUCGGGCGGGAUUGUCUAGAUGCGGGUGCCGACAGCUUGUUUGCAUCAUCGUCAGUUUUAUAAUGAUCAUGCAGCAAGAUGCAACCAUAGAAACAGUUAGCUCUGUUUUCAAAAAAAACUUUUGGGCUGCAGUGCUAGUGAUAAGUGAUUGGGAUGUAGGAGAGUUGUGUCUUGUAGUUUUUGC